GAAGCGAUUUAAGCAUCCGCGCAUUUUCUGCCAAAAUUUAUUCGUGAUAUCAACGUCAUUUUCAAUUCGAAUAUAUGAUCCAUUUCAUUGGUAACGAUGUCCGCACGGAAAAAAGCCGCAAAGGAAAUUAGUCCGAAAAAAACGCUUGUGAGCCCACGACGGGAAAAAAGCAAGUUAUCCACAUCACUGCGUUCGGAUCUAAUACCGACAACGAAGCCACGAGUAUCAUUGAAUAUCAAGAUAACAUCAAUCGAGAAUUUAACAGAAUACAGCAAAAAUGUGAAUUGCAAUGAUUUUAAAAUAGAAGUAUCUCAUCAUAACUUCCAAGUAACUCCUCUAAAUGAGAACUCUGGUGAAAUUUAUGUCUGUCCAUGUGAACCAAGCGAAGAUGUCCUAUCUGAUGAAUACUUCUCAGCAAGGAAUUUCAACACUUCGCUAACCACUUCGGCUUUUUCAUCUGCUCCUAAAAUUGACGUCAUGAGCUUGGAAUGUUUAUACAGCAUUCAAAUUGAUCCAACUGAUAUUGAUGAUCUGAAUAAGCUGGUAGAUACACCAUUAUUGUUCACCCUAUAUCGACUUGAUGAAGUUGCAGAUCAACUACAGACACCGAGGAUAACUGUUGUUGAUUCCAUGAUAGAAAACCUAAAGAAGAAAAGUAGUAAGAAAAGAGUUAAUAAACGCGAUAAACGUGAGAAAGUGGAAUCAUCUUCUGCAGUUGAAACUGUUAUUUUGGAUAAAAUUCCUAAUAUGUCAAAAACUCCUGUUGGAUAUGCCCAUUUGGAUUUGGUGAGCUAUGUUAAAAACAAACCCCUCCAGCAAUUGGAGGAAAUCUACGUCUAUCCGAUCACGGUUUUAGCCGACUUGAAAACACCCAAAAUUAAAGUUCAAGUUAGCUCUGCUGAAGCACUCAACCAAAUGAGCGACGAAUCUAUUUGUAAUUGCAUAACGAUUACGUUAGAAGAUAUUUUUAAUCCACCUGACUUUUUGUUUAAUUCGGAAAUCGAGGUCUUGGUAGAUGUUUCUUUAAUAACUAGACAGACGGGAGAAGGUGAUUACGAAACUAAAAAAAUUGUGACAUUCUCUCAUGGCAAAUUAUGCAAAUACGAACCGAACGAUUUAUUCAAAAGAUGGAACAAAUUGGGAGAUGUUGACUGCAUUGGUUUGUUGACACAAUUAGAAGUUAAUAGAAGCCUCAGAGGGAUACAUAAUUCAAAAAAUAUUGAUUUUUCUGUAAUAAAUGGACAUUUUCCUGUUAUACGCUUCAACUCAAUUAGCCGACAAGUAUUGAUAGGAAACGCUUGUCCUGAAUUAGAAAAUCUGAUUAAUUACAGCGACGAGCAAGUUGUAGUAGAGGUGCGCUUUGUUUCUAGUAAGCAAACAGAAGACGGACAGGCAAUGUACUUAGGAACUCUGGAUUUAUCGCCUCUUUUGUAUCCUGAAGUUAAAUCCGGGCGAUUCGUAGUCCCAAUCAAGAGAUUUGAUAAGCCCGAGAUUCCAGCUAUUCCGAAACCUGAGAAAAAAGCACAGAAGAAAAGAUCUGUUGCUCUGGGUGUAAAAAAAAUGGAAAAAACACCUUCCGGUCUUACUCGGGCUACACAGUCUAUUGACACGUUACCGACGAAACCAACUGGUGUAUUACGAAAUCGAAAAGAAAUGAAGUCACAAACAAUAGAAAAGUUAGAAAUUGAAUUGGCCGAAACUAGAUACUGCGUAGCAUCAAUGAUUGAAUCACCACUUGGCGAGAACCUUUUUCUUGUUUUGGAAAUUUGUUUCACAAUUCCAAUAACUGAAUCAAGAUCUAAAACUAUUUGUGCCGAGCUUGUGAAAGCUACUAUUCCAGAAGUUGAUGAGGUGCAAGAGGAAACACAUUUUAAGGUCUUAGCGGAGACCAUAGAAGAAGAACUAGAGCAACAGAUUGUAAAAAUUCUGCAAAGUCUCCCAGUUCAUAUAAACGCAGACGUGAUUCUUAGCAGUAGUCGCACAGGACUAGCGGACAAUAUUGAUGAGGUUCCCUUUCUUAAAGAGAUAAAAGAAAACAUGACCAAUACAAUUAUGAGACUAGUAGCUGUCAAAUACAAUCAUAACCGGAAAACUUCGGACAAUAGUCAUUUCAAGGAUUUGAUGUCUGUUGUUUACAAUAACUUAACUGAGAAAAUCGGGUUCAUCAUAAAUGACUAUUUUUCUGGAAAAGACAAUUCAGUUAAACUGAAGCAGCGAGCUCGCAAGGAUCUACAUAUGUUUAUUGCUAAGGAAUUCCAUGUAUUAAAUUAUGCAGUUGCCUCGAGGGAUGUAUACAAACAAAGACUCGAAGAUCCGGAAAACUACGAAGAAACCAUGCUUGAUUUAGCCAUUGAUGACUUGGCAAAUAUGCGUUAUGAACAGGCCAAUGGGAGAAUUAAGGAACUACUUUUGCGCAAUAACAAAAAUUUAUACGGAUUAAUUAUUCAAGCCUACAUUGAGUACAUAUCUAACGGAUUGGAAAGUCUCUAUCCACUUUUAACAAACAUUGUAAAUCUGUGUCCGGAUAAUGUAGAAGUUUGGACACUCCUCUAUGUUCUAUACAAAAAUAAAAACUAUCGCGCCGGCUUUAAGCACGCGAAAAUGAUGUAUGAAACAAAUUGCGCGGAUAGUUUAGUGUGGUUGCCAUUCUUUUGCUCACGUAAAGAACCGUAUUUUGAGGCACAAUUCGAUGACUGUGCACCACACAAUUGCAUCUACAUCUUCCUAAAAUUGGGUACUCUGAAGUUCGCUGAAAUGGUUUACGAUUUAUUUAAGGAAAAUAUAAAAGAAAACGCAAGAAUUAUAAUCACGUCAACAUUAUAUUUACUUACAAUGCAAUACGAAUCCGGAUUGAGAAACUUGAAAACUUUCAGACGGAAUUCGAAAACGGACAUACUUGUACAUCUCUACGAAGGACAUUUCCUAUUCGCAUUAGGCAAGGAAGAGGAAGCCAUCUUAGAAUACCAAAUUGUGUUUCAUUCGGGACAAACGGAAGUUUCAAGUCAAAUUGCUGCACUGCGCUGUGGGUUUUGGGAUAUCAAACAUAAGAAAUACGAGUCGGCCAAGACAUAUUUUUCGGCAUGCGCACAGACUAUGGGGACAUUCUUAUCGUGGUAUGGAUUGGGCAUCACAUUCUUUCGGACAAAUCAACUCGAUGAGGCGGAAUCUUGUUUUUCAAAAGCUACGGACAUAUACAAACCGUUUGCAGAAGUUUGGAUUUAUUUGGCCAUGAUUAACUUGAAACUAAAUAAACAGAAUGAAGCAAUUGUCUGCUAUCAAAAAGCUAAAAAGUAUUGUCCAACUACAACAGAACUUUGGGAUGAAAUGAUAUGCUUUUUUCGUAAAAUGAAUGUAGCAUUGCCAGUUUUGUUUUGAGACACUUUAU
Molecule: messenger RNA, 3385 nt
Organism: Hermetia illucens (black soldier fly)
Lineage: Eukaryota; Metazoa; Arthropoda; Insecta; Diptera; Stratiomyidae
Exons: 11
Coding region: 97-3375 (1092 amino acids)
Biological process (GO): cilium assembly; cilium movement
Cellular component (GO): motile cilium; extracellular exosome
Molecular function (GO): protein binding
Source: RefSeq, a predicted model, not a curated record